AUGGGGGAAAAGAAGGAAGAUCAAGUGGCGCCUGUGCGCGAGCCUAGCUUGGAACGAGGGGAUAUCAGUGCAGAGAAGCAGAUGCAAGAUAUCGGUGCGGAUUUGUAUCUCGAAGUUCGGCAGUAUUCGCGGGAGGAGUUGGAGGCAGAGAGGAAGGUUGUGCUGAGGAAGAUUGAUUGGGUUAUUAUGCCCAUGAUUUGCAUGACAUACAUGAUACAAUUCCUCGACAAACUCAGCCUCAACUACGCAAACGCCUACACUCUAACCCCGGACCUUGGACUCCACGGAAACCGCUACAGCUGGGUGGCUGCAAUCUUCAAUUUCGGAUACCUGUUCUGGGCGCUCCCUUCAAACUACCUCAUCCAGCGGCUCCCAGUCUCAAAAUAUACAGGGUCGAUGAUCUUGAUAUGGUCACUGCUACUAUGCUGCCAUGUCGCGGCGAAAAACUACGCGGGGAUGCUGGCCCUACGCUUCUUGCUGGGUAUGUUUGAAGCUUCGAUAAGUCCGGCCAUUAUGAACAUAGUCAGUAUGUUCUACACGCGGGCGGAGCAACCGCUCCGCAUGUGUAUUUUCCUCGCCUUCAACGGUAUAGCGACUAUGGUCGGCGCGCUACUCGGCUACGGGCUCGGACAUGCACACUCGCCGCAUAUCAAAACCUGGCAGCUCAUUUUCCUCGUUAUUGGGCUGAUGAAUUUCGUCUGGUCUUUUGUUUUCCUAACUGUCAUGCCGGAUAGUCCUGCCACAGCGAAGUUUCUGACGCAUAAAGAGAGGAUUGUGGCGAUUGAUCGUGUAGCGGGGAAUAUGAUUGGGGUUAAGACGAAGAAGUUUCAUGCGAAGCAGGCGGUGGAGGCCGUGUUUGAUUUCAAGGUUUUGUGUAUUGCGCUGAUUGGGUUGGGGUGCGGUGUUAUUAAUGGCGGAGUGUCGAAUUUCUCGUCGUCGCUCCUGAAGGGGUUUGGGUUCAGUGGUAUUUAUGCUACUCUGCUGCAACUUCCCACGGGUGCUAUCGAGUUCGUUAUCGUACCCUUGUGUGGGCUGGCGGCGGGCUACUUUAGGAACACGCGGUGUCUUAUCCUGGCUAUUGUGUGUCUGCCGCCGCUGGGAGGACUCCUGGGUAUUCGACUUACGCCGCUAUCUCAGCGAUGGAGCCUCGUUGGAUGCACGUGGUUGCAGUACCUUAUUGGUGCUCCCGUCAUUCUCUCGUGGAAUCUGCUCACGACGAAUAUUGCGGGCCACACGAAGCGUAGUACGGCCAAUGGAAUGUGGUUUGUAUUUUACGCCGCGGGGAAUAUCGCUGGGGCGAACCUCUUUCUUGCGAGAGAGGCACCGAGGUACUUUUCAGCCCUUACCGGUCUGAUUGUGUGUUAUUGCGCCAUGAUAAUUGUGGCAGGCGUGCUGGCCGUGUGGAUGACUUGGCAGAACAAGAAGAAGGAUCGCCUAUGGGGGACUGGCGAGGAUGAACAGGCGGUUAUAGAUGGGUUCAGUGAUUUGACGGAUAUCCAGGCGAAGCAUUUCAGGUAUGCGAUUUAG
Molecule: messenger RNA, 1527 nt
Organism: Bipolaris victoriae FI3
Lineage: Eukaryota; Fungi; Ascomycota; Dothideomycetes; Pleosporales; Pleosporaceae
Exons: 2
Coding region: 1-1527 (508 amino acids)
Biological process (GO): transmembrane transport
Cellular component (GO): membrane
Molecular function (GO): transmembrane transporter activity
Source: RefSeq, a predicted model, not a curated record